AUGUCGCACGUCGUUUUUCCGACUGACGGUGAGCGGAUGGCGCGUCCGCAGGCCAGCUCGGCGCUCUUUGCUGCUCUUGCUGCCAACACCGAGCGCUUCAGCCAGCCAUACCAGUACGCGAUUCCUCCGCUCCAGACCUCUGGCAUCAGCCGCCGACUGUCCAGUGCUGGCUACGACUCUCCCUCGUCUGGCCUGCCGAGCCCCACAUGGCCUACGCCGCCGCACACGCCGUCCAAGAGCCAGAAUGAGCCCAAGCCGCUGUUGCUCCCACCGUCGGUGGUGUCGUCGGCGUCUCCGAUCCGAAUGAGUCCACGUGCAAAUCCAAGGCGACUCAGCAAUGCCUCUGCCCGCUUCUCUCGUCGUGUCUCUCUCGCCAGCGCUUAUUCUCUCUCCCGCCCUCCCUCGAGCGCCCGUCUCCAGUCCCGCCAGGUCUCUGUCCGUCUUGCCUCGUCCGUCCGCAACUCGUCCUAUUCCAAUGGCAUGCCUGAAGAAACACUCGGAGAAGGAGAUGUCGUUGGUCAUGGCAUGAUCGUCAACGGCGAGCUCGUUACCGCUGUGACCAUGGCCAAUGGCGCCAACGCACGAUACGAAAUUGUCCGUAAACUCGGAAGUGGUUCCUAUGCUACUGUGUUCCUUGCCCGCGAGAUCCUGGCCGAGCCUGGUCCCCCGACCGAUAGCGACCUGCCGUUUGAGUGGAAUGGAUCGGACGACACCCAUGCAGAUCCCGACAUGACGAUCCGCCCCUCGAGUGCACGUAUCUACGGCCGGUCUUUUGCAAUCAAAUGUCUCUCUCGUGCGUCCCUCACAUCUCCCGAGAGUCUCGCCGUCCAGAUGCUUGAAGCCACCAUCCACGGAAGUCUCCCUGUCCACUCCAACGUCGUUACGCUCCAUGCAGCCCUCGAAAGCAACUCGUGCCUCUUCCUCGUCCUCGAAUACGUCCGCGGCCCUGACCUCUUCUACUUUCUCGAGCAGAGCCGCGAUACGUUCCCCCCGUCGCCUCUGUCUGAAGAACACGAACACGAAUUCACUCCCCGUGCCCCAUCCCAUGUCCCCGAGCAGAACCGCACCCCGCCAACCCCAUCGCUCCUUUCCGCCCUCGGGCCCAGUCUCAUCCUCAGUCCGACACGGCUCAAGCUCAUCGCGAGCAUGUUCAGGCAGAUGUGCGACGCCGUUGCUGCCUGCCAUGCCCAUGGAGUCUCCCACCGCGACAUCAAGCCCGAGAACUUUAUCGUCACCGAUGCUGAGAUCGGCGAGGACCGUCGCGUUGUCGUCAAGCUCUCUGACUUUGGUUUGGCUACGGUGAUGAUGAAAGCGCUGAUAUGGAUUGUGGAUCUGCUCCAAUGCCGAAACAACUGCGCACCCACCUACAAGCCCCGUGCAGCCGACGUCUGGUCUCUCGGCAUUGUCCUUAUCAACAUGCUCUACCACGUCAACCCCUGGUCCGACACAUUCGAAUCUGCCUGCCCAUCCUUUACAGCCUUCCGACUUGCACCCAUCGAGUUCUUCCUGUCCCGCUUUGCCGGCAUGACCCGCACCGUCGCUACAUUCCUCGCCACCCGCGUCUUUUGCAUCCCCGACACGAACCGCAUCGACGCUGAAGGGUUCGGCGAAUGGGUCAAGGACCUCGUCUCGCAUUUCGGCGAACCGGUUUCCGUAGGCGGUGUGGUUGUCAAGGGAUGCGUGCCCGUGCAGAGGGAAGGCCUCAUUGAUGUCGAGGGUGCCAAGGAGGUGUUGGGUCUCGGUUUGGUCUUGGCCGAAGAGGUUCAAGUGGUCCGUGAGGAAGGAGACGAAGGAGAAGAGGAAGAACCCAUGACGCCCGUCGCAGAGGAAAAAGAAAUCAUGCGCACGACGACUUCGGGAGCUAGGAAACGCGGCAAGCGAGCCAAAGUCCAAGACCUCGCUCGCGAGCUGUCUGCUCAGUCUGGAAAGAUGUCUCGCGAGAGUUCGGGUUCGGGCACUGGAAGCAAGUUGACCAAGAAGGCGAGCAAGUGGAGUUUGUUCCGUGUCAAGAACGAGGCGGGUGUCAAGAAGGAGCCGAGCUCUGGUGCUGGUGGUGGAUCGGCCGCGACGGUCAAGUCUCUGCUUACCAGCCUCGACGCUCAGCCUGCUAUGCCUGAGCCGAAGUAUGUGCACCCUCAUGCCCCUGGAGCAACGCACGUCCCGCACCCUCCGAUGGUGCACCAGCCGCUGCCGCCUCCUCCCGCUGCAACAACCGCCCCGACUCAGAUCCCGUUCCCGGUCCACGCGCCUCAUACACCUUCUCCCCUCGGCGGACGUCGUCCCGCAGACAGAUGGGGCGACUCGCCCAUCGGUCAAUUUGGCACGUCUCCGGUCGGCGCGAGCGGAAGAAUGUACAAGGCCCCCAGAGGGAGCGAUUCGAAUGUAUCGCUUACAGGUUCGGUCAAGUCCAACGGUCCAGGCUCGGUCAAUGCGUUCAGCGCACCCGCGCUUGCCAAUGCGUUCAACCCCCCUGCCCCAACCAGCGCAUACAGUCCUGUCCCAAUCCCCAACGCGGUCCCGCCCAACGCCCACAACGCCGCGCCGAUCCCCGAGUCUACGAGCGCGCCUCGGCCGCAGAAUCCAACAACUGGCGCCAGAGCACGUCGACCGUCUCCACUUCGUUCACCCACUUUUCCAACGGGUCGUCUCGCACGGUCUCGACCGUCGCGACCAGCGUCUCCGGCUCGGCCUCGAUGUAUUCCCAUCAUUCCAAGGGCUCGCCGGCCCCGAUCGAACGUCAAGUAUAUCGAAGGCACACCAUGGGAACUUGAUGCUCUUCCUCGUCAAGCCCACCCUCGAGUCAACGGCCAACUCGUCCAGGGCCACAUUCACGGUGGUCCGACCGGGUCUCGGAGGAAUAAGCCGCGCAACGCAAAUGGCCUAGGCACGAUCAGCGAAGGUGGAGAGCGCAAGAGCAUGAACCUUGAACGGCAACGGAGUGCGAGUCCCGAGGUUCCGAAGAAGGUUCAAAAGGGACAGAUUAAUACGCUUCGUGGAAUGUUGAGGGCCUUUGGAGCAGGAGGCAAGGAUUAA
Rhizoctonia solani is the source of this 3033-nucleotide messenger RNA. RefSeq names its product Negative regulator of sexual conjugation and meiosis. Gene Ontology annotation, biological process: intracellular signal transduction; protein phosphorylation. Bases 1 to 3033 code for a protein of 1010 amino acids. The record is from RefSeq and is a predicted model, not a curated record. Gene Ontology annotation, molecular function: protein serine/threonine kinase activity; ATP binding. NCBI's taxonomy places the organism in Eukaryota, Fungi, Basidiomycota, Agaricomycetes, Cantharellales, Ceratobasidiaceae. The transcript is spliced from 8 exons.